Messenger RNA from Nestor notabilis (Kea), 855 nucleotides. RefSeq names its product transmembrane protein 35 (gene TMEM35A). Gene Ontology annotation, biological process: positive regulation of protein localization to cell surface; chaperone-mediated protein complex assembly. Gene Ontology annotation, molecular function: acetylcholine receptor regulator activity. Gene Ontology annotation, cellular component: endoplasmic reticulum. NCBI's taxonomy places the organism in Eukaryota, Metazoa, Chordata, Aves, Psittaciformes, Psittacidae. The transcript has 2 exons. The record is from RefSeq and is a predicted model, not a curated record. Bases 214 to 720 code for a protein of 168 amino acids.
GUGCUAGAGCUGCCUGGCUCUUGCCUGCGUGGCUGCGGGGCAUUAGGACCCGGAGGUUGCUGAGCGGAGGAGGCUGAAUCCAUCCCCUCCCACUGUCAUCCUGCUGCCUCUGCAGCUUUAUUCCUCAUCUCCUUCAAUGGUGGCUGACAGCCUCCCGCUCGGGCGGGCAGACACAGCGAGAAGGCCUCGCUAGGACUGGUUCCCAGCGCCUCCAUGGCAUCCCCCAGGACUAUCACCAUAGUCGCCCUCUCGGUGGCCCUGGGGCUCUUCUUCGUCUUUAUGGGGACCAUCAAACUGACCCCCCGGCUCAGCAGAGAUGCCUACAAUGAGAUGAAACGAGCAUACAAAAGCUACGUGCGGGCUCUCCCCAUGCUGAAGAAGAUGGGAGUCAGCUCCAUCCUCCUCCGCAAGAGCAUCGGUGCCCUAGAAGUGGCGUGCGGCAUUGUCAUGACACUGGUGCCCGGUCGCCCCAAAGACGUGGCCAACUUUCUGCUCCUUCUCCUUGUGCUGGCCGUGCUCUUUUUCCACCAGCUAGUGGGGGAUCCACUCAAGCGUUAUGCCCAUGCUCUAGUCUUUGGGAUCCUGCUUACCUGUCGCCUGCUGAUUGCCCGCCAGCCGGAGGAGCAGCCGCCAGAGAAGAGGAUCCUGUCAGUGAAUGGAGAUGAACAGCCACUCAUCAAUGAAGCAGCUCCUGAGAAAGGCAAAAUGAAGGUAUCCUAGUUGAGUGCAUGUCAGAAAUACGGACCCUCGAGGCAGCUCUCUCCAGAAAACCACCCAGAAAAAAUUGUUUUUUAUUUACCUAUUUAUAUUUUUUGUCUGUCUAAAUAAAGUUGCACUUGGGGUCUGAGAGACACA